GAGGAGGAGAAGGAGAAGAGGAGCAGUGGCUCAUUUGCAUCCUAUUACCCUACGCCUGCUGGCCCGGUAUAAAACCCAGAGCAGGGCAGUUCAGCCCUCAGACAAACACACACACUGUACAACACUGAGACAAGAGCGCGCGCUCCCGAGGCUGGCUUCAGAUUGAUCCAUUAUGACCCAGGUGGGAGAAUAAAACAGAGGUGCCUGCUUUACUCUCCCGCUGCCGAUUUGGAAUUAUCUGAUUUAUUUUUUUUGAACCACCUUGGAAUUUCAUUGACUGAAGAGGAUCCUUCUCCUGAGGAUUAAUCACAUUUGCUGAACGGAACCUGCGCAUUUGGGAAGAGCCUUCACUCCGCCGUCUUUCUUUCUUUCUCUCUUUUGUAUUCCUGUGCUUUAGCAGUUCAUCUGGACUGUGACUCACCGGGAAACUUUUGAAAACUUUCUCCAUGAUUGCUUGAGAGGUGGAGGACUCGGACCUGUGGAGCUUUUGAAGGGCUGCUUGUUGAAGGACUGGCUGUCAACGCAAUGGGACGCCGUGUAUCUCUGCUCCUGCUGGUCUCUCUCUCCAUCACCUGUCAGGUUCUGGGCUCAGGAGUCUUCGAGCUGAAGCUGCAGGAGUUUCUGAACAAGAAGAGUCUCCAGGGAAACAACAACUGCUGUCCGACAGGGACAGGAGGUGCAGCCCAGUCGCAGACCCAUCAGCAGUGCGAAUGCAAGACGUUCUUCAGGAUUUGUCUCAAGCACUACCAGGCUAACGUCUCCCCGGAGCCUCCCUGCACCUACGGCGGGGCCGUAACUCCGGUGCUCGGCUCCAACUCUUUCCAAGUGCCGGAGACGAACGCUGACAGCUUCACAAACCCUGUGCGCUUUCCUUUUGGAUUCACAUGGCCGGGAACGUUUUCACUGAUCAUUGAAGCUCUUCACACUGACUCCCUGGACGACCUGACAACAGACAACCCAGAGCGGCUGAUCAGCAGGGUCACUACUCAGCGCCACCUCUCUGUUGGAGAAGAAUGGUUCAAGGACAUGCAGAUUUCAGGCAGGACGGAGCUGCGUUACUCGUAUCGCUUCCUGUGUGAUGAGCACUACUACGGCGAGGGUUGCUCCGUCUUCUGUCGACCCCGAGACGACGCAUUUGGACACUUCACCUGUGGCGAGCGCGGAGAGAUCAUAUGCAACUCUGGCUGGAAGGGACAGUACUGCACUGAACCGAUCUGUCUUCCUGGCUGUGAUGAAGAACAUGGCUUCUGUGACAAACCAGGAGAGUGCAAAUGUCGUGUGGGCUUCAGUGGACGUUACUGCGAUGACUGCAUCCGUUACCCAGGCUGCCUCCAUGGCACCUGCCAACAGCCCUGGCAGUGCAACUGUCAGGAGGGCUGGGGCGGCCUCUUCUGCAAUCAGGAUCUGAACUACUGUACUCACCAUAAGCCCUGUCUGAACGGAGCCACAUGUACGAACACUGGCCAAGGCAGCUACACUUGCUCAUGUCCACCUGGAUACACAGGUGCCAGCUGUGAGACCCAGGUCAACAAGUGUUCUGGAGACCCCUGUCGUAACGGAGGCAGCUGCAUGGACGAUGAUAAUGGCUACAGAUGCACAUGUCCUCCGGGCUUUUACGGCAGCAACUGCGAGCUGAGCGCCAGCACCUGCGCAGACGGACCUUGUAUGAAUGGUGGACACUGCGUAGACAACCCUGAAGGUGGAUACUUCUGUCAGUGCCCAAUGGGAUACGCUGGCUUCACCUGCGAGAAGAAAAUCGACCACUGCUCCUCCAACCCCUGUUUAAAUGGUGCAGAAUGUGUAGAUCUGGUCAACUCCUACCUCUGUCACUGCCCUGAGGGGUUUUCUGGUCCCAACUGUGAGGACAGCAUCAACGGCAUCUCUGGACAAUGUCUGUUCUUUCCUUGUCAGAACGGUGGGACGUGUCUAGAAGGAGAAAACGGCUACACCUGCACCUGUCCUCCAGGAUACACUGGCAAAAACUGCAGCUCCCCCAUAUCUCGAUGCUCCCACAACCCCUGCCACAACGGAGCCACCUGCCACGAGCGUGGCGGGCGCUACGUGUGCGCCUGUGUGCCCAGCUAUGGUGGUCACAACUGCCAGUUCCUGUUGCCCCAGGUUCCUAAGGGUCAGCCUGUGGUGGAUGGACCAGAUCGGCGAUAUUCCUCAGAAAACAUGGAUGCUGAAGACGACGAGGAUAACGUCAGUGGCUUCCCGUGGACGGCCGUCUGUGCCGGUGUCUUCCUCGUGCUCGUGAUCCUGAUCGGUUGCUCCGUUACCGUUGUCUUCAUUCGCGUCAAACUGCAAGAACGCCAGAGUCACCGCAGUGACAGUGUUCACAGCGACAGCCGUGAGACUAUGAACAAUCUGACCACUACUAACAACUGCCUCCGCAGUGACAAGGACCUGGGGUCAAUGAUGACCACGUCCAUCAAAAACACAAACAAGAAGGUGGACUAUCAUUCAGACCUUGCAGGAUCUCUGGGUGGUCUUAGUGGAAUCAGUGGGCUAAACGGGUCGGAGAAAAACGGCUUCAAGGCUCGCUACUCCAGCGUGGAGUACAACCUGGUCCACGAGCUUCGACCUGAAGACCUCAACGAGCAAGAAGUCAAAUGUGAAAUGCUGGAUGAGUUUGAGUCCGAGGAGGGAUACAGGAAGAGACACAAAAGCGAGGUGUCAGAAAACAAACUGGAGGAAGAGUUACCGAGCUGCAGCGAUGCAAAGUAUCAGUCAAGCAGCGAGCUCAACUAUCAUGGAGCAUGUGAUUCAAAGUACCAGUCCACCAGUGACAUUAAAUACCAGUCCACCAGCGACGUCAAGUGCCAGUCAACCGCUGAUGUUGAAUACCACUGUAACAGUGACAGCGUGUACCCGUGCUCACCUGACACCAAGUACCAGUCCGUCUACGUCAUAUCGGACCAGAAGGACGAGUGUAUCAUAGCUACAGAGGUAUGAUAGGAGACACGACUCACUCCCUGUGGUCCACGGUGGUCCACAAAGACCAGCCCUGAGCAGUAGAGCUCAGCUUCAAUCCAGGGGUUUCUGCUCCUGCUGUUUGCUGUUGUUGUUGCUGGGCUUUUACCAGAGGAGCCACGCUGCUGCCGCUGCUGCUGCUGCUGCUGCUGCUGCUGCUGCUGCUGCUGCUGCUGCUCCUGCGCUAACACAGAGUCAGUCCUCACAUGGUGCUGCUUUAGGACUUUGCAGUGCCAUGUUGAAUAAGAAGACAUUUUUGACCCUCUACAAAAGAACUCUUUAGCUGACUCAGUCCAAUGGACAAAGUACCAAAAGACAGUUGGAGCGUCCUCGCACAGGGAUGGUGCUUAACUGAAGAACGUGGCCGGAGAACCGAUGGAGAACUGGCAGCAAUGGAUGAAGUACUGCUUGUUCCAGGACAAACUGUUUUCUCCCGGAAAACAAUGAAGUAUUGACUUUAAAGUAUGAUUAUUGUAGUACCAUGGUGUACCUGUUUCGAAUGAACUGUUAUAAGUACCUUUGGAGUACUGAGAACUUUUUAAGUACUGUUGUAGUACAGUUAUGUGCAGUGUAAAAGCUGUGUUAAUAUUGAACAGUUCUGUGCAGUGCUGCAGAGCGGACGGUGAAGCGGUCGACGUUUUAUCGCGGUUGAGUAAAAACUGCAGACGCCAAGGAUUGGCCUGAAACUCUGCAGCACUGAGAGACGAUGUUGGCUGAGCUGGUUCUCAGCAGAACGUAGAGAAAACUGAAGAUUCCAGUAGUGACUGCAGAUGGAUCCAGCUCGGAUCCUGUUGGGCCAUACUGGCCUUUGACCCCUGGCGGUUUUGAUCCACGGGGCGAUGUUUUUGGGGGCAGGGGAACUCAGGAAACACAGUCAUUAGUAGAGCAAAGGAAAACAAAUAGGGCACAGUUUUUCUAAUUGUUUUGAUUUAAAAUUCGGCCGUCAAAUUCAACCUUCAAUUGACCCCUCACGAUGCUGUCGCGUUUCCAAGCGGGCUAUAUCCGACUAGUCUUAACAACCAGACCUCACUGCACUACGGAGGUGUGUGUGGAUGAGUGUGUGUGUGUUUUAUUUUUUCUCUAAUAUGCCGUUAGAUGUAUGCACUGCCCAUUCCUUUGGACUCCUAGUCUUCCAAUAUUAGCCAGUUGAAGGACACCAUCACCCUGCCAUUAGUUUGCAUUAUUUGUUUUUAUUUUUAUUUUAUUUGUUAUAUAAAGAAAGAUGUAUUCCUUUAAUUUAAUGAUGUAAUUAUUUGCGUUUUUAAUUUUUUGUGGUGAUGAUUUUGUUUUUGUUAUAAUUUAAGUUGGACUCUUAUCAUUGGCAGAUAAUGUAUGUAUGUAUGUAUGUAUGUAAGUAUGCAUGUAUGUAAGGCACUUGAGACCACUGUGACUGUGUUGUAUUUAAGAGAGAAGACAUAUGUACAGAGCCUGUCAUUUUUAUUACUGGAAAACAACACAAUAUUUUUUUUCCAAAAUAAAAGAGGAAUGAAAUAUAAAACUUUCGACUUUGGAUUUUUCUUACAUGAACACAUUGGAAAGGAAUCUGUGCUUUUUAUCGUCAUAUUAGCAGCAAAAGACAAUCACACUGCACUUCCCUUCAAAACUCUACUGGAAAUCACUGUAGUUCCUUCAAUCCAAUGCUUUUCUCACUCUACAACAAAUGAAACCACUAAUCAGUGCAAUCUCAUUGGGGCACAAAAUUGAAAUU
Molecule: messenger RNA, 4681 nt
Organism: Cynoglossus semilaevis (tongue sole)
Lineage: Eukaryota; Metazoa; Chordata; Actinopteri; Pleuronectiformes; Cynoglossidae
Product: delta-like protein D
Exons: 12
Coding region: 526-2955 (809 amino acids)
Biological process (GO): multicellular organism development; axon guidance; cell communication
Cellular component (GO): cell surface; plasma membrane; signaling receptor complex
Molecular function (GO): calcium ion binding
Source: RefSeq, a predicted model, not a curated record